AUGUCGAUUCAGUUGGGCCCAUGUGAAGAGAGAGUCAGUCUGAGUAUCAAUGUGCCUGCCUUAGUCAAAAUGGAACGUACCAGAACAUCUAUACUUUUGUAUUCACGCAGGAAACUUACACGAUCCAGUAAAUUUCUUGUCUUACCCACGUUAAAUCGUAGUUCUAAGGAGGAACGGGUGGACCUGGCAUAUCAAGUUUUAGGUGCCACCCAUUCGACGGGCGUUGCGGGAAGUUUUGCACUUUUGCCGCUAGCGCACAAAGUCCUUGCUCGGGUCACAAAAAUUAUCGAUCAGGAGCUUUCUGCCAUUGGCGCUCAAAAGGUGAGCCUGCCGUUGUUAUGUUCGGCAAAAUCAUGGAGGAUAACCGGCCGAUGGGACAGCUAUGGUCCCGUGCUCUUCCGACUUAAAGAUCGCUCUAAUGCAGCACUUUGUCUCGGACCGACGCACGAAGAAACAAUUACACAAUGUAUAGCAGAAAUCGGAGCUUCUAAUAUCACCCCGAAAUUGCCUCUCAAACUAUACCAAAUUGGCUGCAAAUUCCGGGAUGAACCUCGCCCGAAACAGAGCAUGUUGCGAGCUCGUGAAUUUUUCAUGAAGGAUAUGUAUUCAUUCCACGCAACCAAGUCAGACUGCCGGACCACCUACAAUGAAGUGACUGAAACGUAUCAUAAAAUAUUCCAUCGAAUCGGCCUGCCUUUUGUCAGAGCAUCCGCCAUUUCUGGGGAUAUGGGUGGUUCACAUUCGCAUGAGUAUCAUUACGAACUAGCGGUGGGAGAGGACCGCGUGUUGGAGUGCCAACAAUGUUGCGCAUACUUCAACCUAGAGGUUGUCGCAGAUGGUGAAAACACGGCUGACAAUAACAAUCAUAAAAAGUACAGCUGUCCUCGUUGCCGAGGGGUUUUGGGACCAGAGAAAAAUUGCGUUGAAGUGGGUCACACAUUUGUGUUGGGAGAUUUUUACUCGAAGAAGCUCGGCGCUACCUGCAUCGUUGAUGGAAAACAGGUGCCUUUAGAGAUGGGGUGCUACGGAAUCGGAGUCUCACGAAUUGUGUCAGCAGCAGCUGCCCAGUUGACGAAAGGAGCGUCACUAGCGUUGCCAAUCUCGAUAGCUCCGUUUACCGUAGCCGUGAUAGGUCCCAAACCAGGAGCCGUUGACUCCGAUCAGGAGACUGCUCUAACUGAAGAACUGGCGAGAAAACUGGACCUGAUUCUACCUGGAUCCCGUGUAAUUCUCGAUGAUCGGCCUUGGACGAUAGGCAGGCGACUGAAGGAACAGCAGCAUUCUGGAACGGCGUUUGCUGUCGUUAUAGGCAAGGGCUUGAAAUUAGAAUUACACCAGUUUGCAUCUGAGACGCCAUCCGGAAAAGGCGCGGGGUCCAGCGAUCGACUAAGGGGUAGCCAAACUGAGCCGUAUAUUUUGACAGAAAAAUCGGCGGUAUACGACUUUUUCGAUAAGCUUCGCCAGCGGCUGCAGCUCAUUUAGGAGUUACUAUAUACUUUCUAGGAACAUUUGUAAAAGGGAAUUUUGUUUUUUCAAUUUUAGUUUUAAUAAUUUUAUAUAGAAAUAUACAAUAAACUUGCUAAAGGGUACACUUGUUGGAGAAAAUUGUUGACCUUUUAGAUUUGAGAUUUUUAGUAGACACUCUCCUUUACGAAAUGAAAUAACUAAUAAUAUAGAGAUUCUAAAUGACAAAAAACGUUCACUACGAAUGUAUAAUGCAUAUACCAUUUGAUGGAUGUAAACAAUGGGCUUUUAUUUGUGGUUCCUAUAAUAUCAAAUAGCUAGUAAAAUACGGAGUAUUUGAUCGGAGACGACCGUCACAUAACAACUUUAGAAUUCGAAGAAGAAACAGAAACGCUCUUUUACUCAUCGUAGGCUGGUUGGAACUACGUAUAGUCAUAAACGCGAAGAUCAAAGGAGGUCGAAAGACGAAGCUUCUCAAUGCCUCACUGUCGAUAGGCUUUGUUUGAUCUCUCUUCAAAUAUAGUUCCAUUUAUCAUAGAGAAACCUUUUUAAAUAAGUGAUAGUGAGGCCAUUAUAAUGGCCAUAUAUGAUGGCCUGACAUAUGAAAUGAUAGAAUACAUCAGUCCUAAAACAUAUUCGUAAUAAAAUAAGAGAUCUUCCAACCAGAGUAAUUCCGAUACAGAGAAUGCCCGACGCUAUAAUAUCAAGAUGUCAAAGGCGGCUCUCGCGUUCGCUAGCAUAGCCACUAUCUUUAGCCCCUACACUAGAAACAAAUGUUAUCUAACAUUUUUUGAACAAAUUUGAAAGUUUCUACUAAGGUCAGCAUAUAAAUGAACACACAGUCAUGUUUUUUAAAGAAAAGCAAUAACAGCUUAUAGUUAUUUCUCAUCACCGCCAUUCUUUUUCAUGGUCACUAGUUCCGACUGUCUAUUUACUGAUCUGUAUCUGUAUCUUCAUUCUUGUAAUAUCUACAUUAUUUCCGUAGCGCUCACAGCGCUCUCCGCAGCUGCGGCAGGGCCGCACCGAGGGCUAGAGCUGCAUUUAUGCCAUUUUUCAUCUUUUACAUUUCUUGUUGCUCUUUAAACUGUCCCGGACCAACGAUCGAUCAUCGUCUCGGUUACCGCACACGACAUCGUAACACAGACGUAGUUCGUUGAAGUUCUUUUCUGCAUUCAUUAGCUCCUUUGUUCCUUCCACGUUUGCCCUAGGUUCGUCUCCCUACUUAUAUGUAUCUAGAUUUUUAUGUCGGGACUAAUUUACGUGGUGCCAUUUUACGCGCACUCCAUAAAUAUUGUUGUUACGGGAAUAUAUUACUUCGUAUUUACAACAAAUCGCUUUGUGUCUUAUGUUUUUGUAUUCCACAAUUUUGAUAGCAAUGGCUUUCUUGAUUUACUAUAAAAAUCUAUCGGCUAGAAGUCAAUCGUCAAUAAUGCAGUCUCCUUCCUCUACCUUGAAGUCGGCAAAGCUGGCUUAUAGAUCACUUAUGUUUGCCUUUAUUUGCUGAUUCACUUUUGGGAUUUGUUUUGUCUGUUACGAUGCAUUAGUUCUGUCGUACUUAUUAUCACGGUAAGCAACAUUACGGCUAAUUAAGUAAACGUAAGGAUUGUAACUAAUUCUACACGGGUUUUGGACAGGAUUACCCUAAUGGGAUUACCCCAAGCCCCGGUGAGCAUACAAGUUAUUUGUGAAUACGCAUUUUGUGUUGCCUAUGUCCGAAUAAGUUUGAACUUUAAUUAACUGAAAGACAUUGUUUUUAGAUUAUUGAAUGACAUACACAUAAGGAAUACAUUAGCGUUCAGGUAGCGAACAGAUGAUACAGAUUUUAUGGGCGAAAAACGGGGUAAUUUCCAUAAUAUAAGUUAGUACAUAGUUCCAUUAGUUUUUACUAAUGUGCUCUAAAUGCACCGUUCUUCGCGUUGAUUAAGUCACUUCUCACGUAUAUAAUUUAACGAAUAAUUUGAUUAACGAAUUUUUUCUCCAUUUCUUACUCAAACGCCUGAUAGGAAGGAUCUUUUGGACUUCCCGUUCAAAGAGCUGGGUAAAGCCUAUUAUUUUUCCUGUUCCGUUUGUAUUAAUGAGAAGUCAGCGUCGUUUAUUAUGCGUCAGCGUGCAUAAGAUCCUUGUGUGCAAAGCGUACCAAACAAUACUCAAUACCUGUUAAAAAAAUAAUCCAUCCAAUAAACGGCGUAGACUCGCCUCUUUUUAAUUUCCAUGUGUGUUUUCAGCAAGUUAAUUUUAUUCCCUUUUGUUAUGUUAGUUGACUAGAUGACUGGAAUUCUGCAUGGUGUCAUCGUGCCAAGCAUUUUCUCACCGAGGUCGUUGUUCCGUCCGAAAUUAAGCCACUCCUUUUCCACUCAUCGGCGUUAACUACUAUCCUCAUUAUCAUUAUUACUGGUAUGGCUAUUACUCGGCUAUUAAUCACAUUAAGUGUUACCGUCUGUUCUCCCGUCGCUCCACAGUACUAUCAUCGAUAUUAUUGCUAGUAUAGUGAAUCGUUCUAUGCAAUAUCACUUUAGCUUUCAGUAAAACAGGUAAAAUCGAAGACUAACAAAAGCAUGUCGGCCUACGAAUAGUAGGACCCCAUUAAAGCAACUCACUGUCAUACGAUGAAAAAGGGAGAGAGGUGGCAUAUCUUAAAAAGUAAUGACUAAGGGGUAAGUUAAACUACUUUUCCUGCGCUGACUGUCGCCGUCGAUAGUCUUCUAUAAAAUUCUACCAUAUGGUAUUACCAGCCGCCUUUUAUUAGACUUCCGCUGAAAACGAAUAGAUCGCUCCUUUAUUUUAAAAGUAUCACUCGCUCAUUUGCUGCCGAUACGCAACAAUGAACUCCAGUUAACAGCGCUCAGCCUCUCUCCCGGCAUUCGUAACGGUAUCGUGGCGACGUCAUUAUUAUGGUAUACUCUCCGCCCAGACAAAAUACGUGCAAUGAUGUGUACAAUACACAGAAUCUUGUGAACUUUGCGGGUCAAAACGAUAAGAACGUAUUAACUUUUGUUAUGUUUUCUCUGUGCCUUCUGUAAAUUAUGGCUUGUUUAU
This is a messenger RNA of Varroa destructor (honeybee mite), 4500 nucleotides long. RefSeq names its product prolyl-tRNA synthetase 2-like protein, mitochondrial (gene ProRS-m). The record is from RefSeq and is a predicted model, not a curated record. Gene Ontology annotation, cellular component: mitochondrion; cytoplasm. Lineage: Eukaryota; Metazoa; Arthropoda; Arachnida; Mesostigmata; Varroidae. Gene Ontology annotation, biological process: prolyl-tRNA aminoacylation. Gene Ontology annotation, molecular function: ATP binding; proline-tRNA ligase activity.